AUGGCUCCCAACCUCUUUCUCUGUCUGCGAAAGGUGUUCUGCCCCACGUACUGGUUCCAGCGUGGGGAGCGCAUCCAAGGAUCUAUCCACAAAGAGGAACACUGGGACAGUCCAGUUCCUGGCAUCUACAAGUACAUCCCGGGUCGAGGAUGGCAUCUCGUCUACAAGGACGGCAAUGAUGCCGACGAAAAGGUGCCUGUUCCGCUUGUCUAUUGCCGCAUCCUCCACCGGUACGUCUUUGAACACGAAAUGGAAGAUCGUUGUCGCUGGCACUCGGUGGAAACCAGCGAGGGGGCCAAGCCAGAAAAGUUCCUGUUCUUUCUCCUUGACGACGGAUUUACCUGGGUUGCCGGAUGGGAUGCCAAGGGCAAAUUCAUUGCCGGUCCCUACCAGAAGUGGCACUACGAUGCGGAAGUGGGCACCAUGCGCCGGGUGCUGUUCCCCGAGAGCUCCAAUGUCUCCCGGGCCAGCGUUCUCCCGAACAAAUCGACUUGA
Messenger RNA from Aspergillus sclerotioniger CBS 115572, 495 nucleotides. RefSeq lists its product as uncharacterized. The transcript has a single exon. NCBI's taxonomy places the organism in Eukaryota, Fungi, Ascomycota, Eurotiomycetes, Eurotiales, Aspergillaceae. Bases 1 to 495 code for a protein of 164 amino acids. The record is from RefSeq and is a predicted model, not a curated record.